AUGUCUGUAGUUUUUCUUUAUCCAACUCUCUGGAAACUAUCUUACACCACUGUUGGUCUCUUUUCCCAAUAUCUCUCUCUCUCUGUACCUUUUCUCUUUUUCCAAUAUCUCUCUCUCUCUCUCUCUGUACCUUUUCUCUUUUCCCAAUAUCUCUCUCUCUCUCUCUACCUUUUCUCUCUCCCAAUAUCUCUCUCUCUCUCUGUACCUUUUCUCUUUUCCCAAUAUCUCUCUCUCUCUCUGUACCUUUUCUCUUUUCCCAAUAUCUCUCUCUCUCUCUCUCUCUCUGUACCUUUUCUCUUUUCCCAAUAUCUCUCUCUCUCUCUCUGUACCUUUUCUCUUUUUCCUAUCUCUCUCUCUCUCUGUACCUUUUCUUUUUUCAAUAUCUCUCUCUCUCUGUACCUUUUCUGUUUUCCCAAUAUCUCUCUCUCUCUCUCUCUGUACCUUUUUCUUUCCCAAUAUCUCUCUCUCUCUCUCUCUGUACCUUUUCUCUUUUCCAAUAUAUCUCUCUCUCUCUGUACCUUUUCUCUUUUCCCAAUAUCUCUCUCUCUCUCUGUACCUUUUCUCUUUUCCCAAUAUCUCUCUCUCUCUGUACCUUUUCUCUUUCCCAAUAUCUCUCUCUCUGUACCUUUUCUCUUUUCCCAAUAUCUCUCUCUCUGUACCUUUUCUCCUUUCCCAAUAUCUCUCUCUCUCUACCUUUUUCUCUUUUCCCAAUAUCUCUCUCUCUCUCUACCUUUCUCUUUUCCCAAUAUCUCUCUCUCUCUCUGUACCUUUUCUCUUUUCCCAAUAUCUCUCUCUCUCUCUGUACCUUUUCUCUUUUCCCAAUAUCUCUCUCUCUCUCUGUACCUUUUCUCUUUUCCCAAUAUCUCUCUCUCUCUCUGUACCUUUUCUCUUUUCCCAAUAUCUCUCUCUCUCUCUGUACUUUUUCUCUUUUCCCAAUAUCUCUCUCUCUCUCUCUGUACUUUUUCUCUUUUCCCAAUAUCUCUCUCUCUCUCUGUACCUUUUCUCUUUUCCCCAUAUCUCUCUCUGUGUACCUUUUCUCUUUUCCAAAUCUCUCUCUCUCUCUGUACCUUUUUCUCUUUUUCCAAUCUCUCUCUCUCUCUCUGUACCUUUUCUCUUUUCCAAAUAUCUCUCUCUCUCUCUGUACCUUUUCUCUUUUCCAAAUAUCUCUCUCUCUCUGUACCUUUUCUUUUUCCCAAUAUCUCUCUCUCUCUCUGUACCUUUUCUCUUUUCCCAAUAUGUCUCUCUCUCUGUAACUUUUCUCUUUUCCCAAUCAUGUCUCUCUCUCUCUGUAACUUUUCUUUUUCCCAAUAUAUCUCUCUCUCUGUACCUUUUCUCUUUUCCCAAUAUCUCUCUCUCUCUCUGUACCUUUUCUCUUUUCCCAAUAUCUCUCUCUCUCUCCUUUUCUCUUUUCCCAAUAUCUCUCUCUCUGUAACUUUUCUCUUUCCCCAAUAUCUCUCUCUCUCUCUGUACCUUUUCUCUUUUCCCAAUAUCUCUCUCUCUCUCUGUAACCUUUUCUCUUUCCCAAUAUCUCUCUCUCUCUGUACCUUUUCUCUUUUCCCAAUAUCUCUCUCUCUCUGUACCUUUUCUCUUUUCCCAAUAUCUCUCUCUCUCUCUCUGUACCUUUUCUCUUUUCCCAAUAUCUCUCUCUCUCUCUCUGUACCUUUUCUCUUUCCCAAUCUCUCUCUCUCUGUACCUUUUCUCUUUUCCCAAUAUCUCUCUCUCUCUCUGUACUUUUUUCUCUUUUCCCAAUAUCUCUCUCUCUGUACCUUUUCUCUUUUCCCAAUAUCUCUCUCUCUCUCUCUGUACCUUUUCUCUUUUCCCAAUAUCUCUCUCUCUCUCUCUGUACCUUUUCUCCCAAUAUCUCCCUGUACCUUUUCUCUUUUCCUAAUAUCUCUCUCUGUACCUUUUCUCUUUUCCCAAUAUCUCUCUCUCUCUCUGUACCUUUUCUUUUUUCCCAAUAUCUCUCUCUAUGACAAUGGAAAUCAGUGUUGCACAAACAGAAAUAAAACUCAAAUAUCUAAAGAAAAUCCAUUCUUCCCCUCCCUCUGUCACCUCCCCUAUUCAUUCACUUACUUCUGCUCAUUUCACUACCUCCCUCAUUUUUCUCUAAUUUUCUCUUCACUAACUCCCCCAUUUUCCCAUGAUUCACUCCUUCCAUAUUCUUUUCUCUCUCUCAUUUAA
Acanthosepion pharaonis is the source of this 2181-nucleotide messenger RNA. The record is from the annotation of a GenBank genome assembly. NCBI's taxonomy places the organism in Eukaryota, Metazoa, Mollusca, Cephalopoda, Sepiida, Sepiidae.